CCCUGAGAGGGAAGAACCAGCUGGCUCCUGGAAACACACAGAGCACGCAGAGCUCCCCCACACCUUCAGAUUCGCACCUUGCUGCCCGGGAGCUUCCUGCUUCCUUCCCAGUCCGCUAUGGCGGGUUCCAAUAGCAGUGCGGGCAUCCGGUGGUCCAGACAGGAGACGCGAACUCUUCUCUCCAUACUAGGCGAGGCAGAGUAUAUUCAGCGUCUCCAGACUGUGCAUCAUAAUGCAGAUGUCUAUCAGGCCGUGUCUAAGCGAAUGCAGCAGGAAGGCUUCCGCCGCACCGAACGUCAGUGCCGCUCCAAGUUUAAAGUCCUGAAGGCGUUAUAUUUAAAGGCGUAUGUUGCCCAUGCCACGAGUGUGGGUGAUCCACCGCACUGUCCAUUUUAUGAUACAUUGGAUCAACUUCUCCGAAAUCAGAUAGUGACUGACUCAGACAACUUAAUGGAGGACACUGCUUGGGCCAAGCACUGUGAUCAGAAUUUAGUGGCCUCUGACACCCCAGGGGACGAGGGACCCAGCAUUCUCAGAACCAAAAGGACUCAGGCAGCAGAUCAUCAGCCUAUCUUGAAAACAGUUAAGGAAUCAGAUGAGGAUUGUCAACUGAGAAUCAGUGACCAGAUGCGAGAAACCAGUGACCUUGAGGACUCCUGGGAUGAAUCCUCGGGUGCAGGGUGCUCUCAAGGGACCCCCAGCUACAGCAGCUCCCACCACCUUUUCAGAGGUGCGAUUGCUCCCUGUCAGAGCAGCCCCAUGACCCGACUGGGUGUGUCCGGUGAGCCCAGUCCAUGCAGCAGCACCAGCCGAAACACUCCUGGGGUGGCCUCCGCACCGCAGCCUCCGGUCUCCUCCUCCACAGUUCCUUUUGUUUCUGGUGGGGAUAGGCUUUUGACUGGUGAGCCCCCUCCACGGUGGGCGAGGCGAAGAAGGCGGUCAGUGGCCAGGACUAUUGCGGCCGAGUUGGCAGAAAACAGGAGGUUGGCUCGAGAACUUUCAAAGCGUGAGGAAGAGAAAUUGGACAGGCUGAUUGCUAUUGGUGAGGAGGCCAGUGCUCAGCAAGACACUGCCAACGAGCUCCGCAGGGAUGCCGUGGUGGCGGUCAGACGCUUGGCCACGGCGGUGGAAGAGGCCACCGGUGCUUUUCAGCUAGGGCUCGAAAAAUUGCUUCAGAGGUUAAUUUCAAAUACCAAAAGUUAGACGUUGAUCACAAAGACCCUGUGUCUUAAACUGGUAGAAGCCCAGUUCCAACAUCUGCCUUUUGGUACGCCUGGCUCCUUUUACAUGUCCUUAGGAAUAAAGGAAAGAAAGAGUGGAUGAACCAUUAACAUGCAGAGUAGCGGAAAUAUACGUGCCAGUUGCUUUUUCCAAGCUUCUCCACGGAUUGGAAGACCUCACGGGUAUGUGAGGAGUGGUCUGACAGGACAGAUGGAGCCGAGACCAGGGAGGUGGUUAGCCGUGGCCUCGCCAUGAAAGUGGGGCAGUUUAGUUUACCUCAACACCAGUUUCCUCAUCUGUAAAAUGGGGACAAGGUAAUAAUUCCUGACCUGCCUACCUCACAGGGUUGUUGUGAGGACCAAAUGGCUAGUAGAUGUGAAAGGGUUUGAAAGUUUAAAAGCACUACAUACUAUAUACAUAUACGUUAUUAAUGCAUAUGACCUUGGCUGAGGUAAGCCUAGGGUGAGGCACAUUAGUUGACAAGAUAAAGAAUUAUAGUGUCUGCCAUGACCUCAUUGCUGGAAUCUUUUACCAGUUUAACUUGACAGCUUCUUAGAAGUUUAAGGUUUCCAUUUUUUUAAAUCCCUCUAUGGCUCAUUAGACUAAUGUAGAUACAUGUGUUUGUACCUUUAUCUCAUAUUUUCACUGCUGUGUCUAUGACAUACUAGUAAGCACUCAGUGGUCAAACCAGCUUUCCUUCCCUUUCACUAGUUUUCAGUGUCUUAUCACUCUAAGGAUAUAAUUCAGAACUGACAGGGAGCUGCAGUUGUGUGUUAUGAUUCCUAUAAUCUCCAAUAUAACGAGGUAUUGGCUGUUCUAUAAAAUAUUAAAUGUACGUAAAUUCUUUGCAUUCCAUAUUAUCUGGGUCCCCUAAUAUGCCUAAGUACAUGUCUUUAGGUCUAGGGUGUCACUUGGAACAACAUGUGGAAACAAUUUGGAAUUUGUUUCCCAAGUGCUUUUAGCCAAUUUCAUUCUGUUUGCCUUUUUUUCUGUUUAGUAUGUUACAGAGGCAAGCCCUAGAAGACUUUGCUUCUGGGGAACUUUGCAAAGUCACUCUUUCUACAAUGUAGACAGAAGUUCACCUUGUUAGUGGCAUAUGGUGGAAGAGGACUGCUUUGGGAACAGCUGAGGGUGAUGUGGAUAAAGACGGCCUGCAGUAAAUAGCUCCUUUUAAGCACAAAUCCCUCAAUAAAUCCAUCCUCCUUUCCCCCAAAAUGUACACACUUCCUUUAGGAAAAAGGAAGAUGGAGAGCCCUACUUGUGAUCUCUUUAGAAAGAAUCCCAUUGGCUGUCAUUCAGCUAACAAGCUUCAAAGCUUUUAAGUGGUUUACUUAGUACUUUCGGGAAAUACAAAUAGGAGCCUUGGAGUUUAAAAGGCUUUCCUCCAGUCUACAGGUUGAAAAAAACAAGUGCAGGCAUGUUCGAAGAAGUUUUGUUCUGUUUUGUAGGCUUGGGUGCCUACCUACAUGCCAGAGACGCAGAUGGGUGGGGAGAGAGUCCAAACGACAGUGGGAGUAUAGCUGGAGCGUGACCGAACGGCAGGCAGGCUGCGCCAGUGGCCGGUGGUGACCGUAGAAGGCACUGGAUUCUAACCCUGUCCCAGUUGGCAACCUUGGGCAGCUGGCUUGCCCUUUUUAUGCCUCAAUUUCUUUAAAGUGAUUUGGACUAGAAGACUUUUCUAGUACCUUCUAGUUCUAAAAAAAAAAAAAAAAAAAAAUCUCUGAUAAAUGGCAUAACAAAAAAAGACAAAGUAAAGAUUUAAUUGUAAUAUUUUCAGUCGCGGUGGCAUAUUGUAUGUUUGAAUUACUGUUAACAGUUAUACUUUAAGAGAGCAUUCUAUGGCAUUGAUAUUUAUUAAUAUGCUCAACUUACGUAAGCACCACACCAGACAUAGGUUCCUUGCUUUAAAGAAGCCUAUAUUAAGGCAGUAAAAUGGAUAUGUAUGGCUGUGCAUUUUCUCAAUUGUUUUAGGCCUUUGUAUGGAGGAAUAUGUGUCUGAUUUAACUGGAUAACACUAACAUAAGUACGUAGACUUUGGAAAAACAGGGAAGUAUGCGAGGGAGGGUUAGGCCUGCACUACAUUAACCUAUUAAUGGUGGCAAGUACAUAGGGGUUUAUUUGACAGAAGUGCUGCAGAACAGAAGUGGAAUUAAACUUGGGAGGUAAUACUGUGAAAGUCUUUUGGGUGAAAUAACUGUAAUGUAAGAAAAUUAAAAGGAAAGUUCUUAAUGAAAGAAAAAAUACUGCUAAGGGGAGGCCAUUCUCAUUGAGAGGGAACAAGCUCAGAAACCCUCCCUAGGCUCUAGGCCCCGCCAUUUGUGCCUGCCCGUCCUGAGGCAGGUCACUUUCCUCGCUCUGUGACUCCACCCACAGAGGGAGAAACAAAUCACACUCCUGCCUACCUCACAGAGAUGUGGUGAGGGCCAGAUGAACAGAUGAAUGUAAAAACGCUGCCAGACAUAGAAGGCACUGUCUUGUGACAGUGAUGGGGAAGACCACCCUGGAGCACAUUGGUGCGGCUGCGUGCCAGCUCCGACAGUCUGCUGUCGUGCAAGAGACAUUUAAGGAAGCGAGGAAGAGAAAGCGGCCAUGCUUGUAAAGGUUGUGGUACAACGGUGGGGUUAACACUCUGCCUCCUGAAGACCGUGAUGUAAAUGAGGUGCUGUGUACGCCAAUCUCCUGCCACCCUCUGUGUUUCUGUUAAGUGAUUUAAUCCUGGUGUGGAUAAAUAAAGUUUUUACUUGUAUGUA
Molecule: messenger RNA, 3971 nt
Organism: Suricata suricatta (meerkat)
Lineage: Eukaryota; Metazoa; Chordata; Mammalia; Carnivora; Herpestidae
Product: zinc finger and SCAN domain-containing protein 20-like
Exons: 2
Coding region: 118-1203 (361 amino acids)
Source: RefSeq, a predicted model, not a curated record